GUGUCUCAGCUCCUGAGAGUGUCUGCCCUGGGUGGGUGGGUCCAUCACUUCAUGUGUGCUGUAAUCUUUUGUCUGUUUCUACCUGGUGUGGAGUUUUGGGAGCUCUGGUCUGGUGAUCUUUCCUUUCUUGGCUCCCUUCUCCAACCUGCACAGCCCCUCCCUCUCUCAGCCGCAGCCUCGGCCCCUCCCCCUCCUUCUGGCUGCCGCACUGGCUGCUGCAUCUAGUCAAUAUCUUAUCUUCGGAGCAGGAGCUAGGAGCAAGGAGCCUUUCACAGCCUGAGCAGAUCCCAUGCUGGAGUGGGAAGCUUUGCUCAGUACACCGAGCUCUUGCCUUCUUCCUGCCUUCCUGCCUUUCUGAUAAGCAUUAGGGUCUGUUUUGGCCCCGCUUCUGAAGAGGUUGUGUGUGCUGUUGGAGGAACUAUACUGAGUGACUUUGCAGGGUGACAGCAUGGAGUCCCUCUUCCCUGCCCCAUUCUGGGAGGUCUUGUAUGGCAGCCACUUUCAAGGCAACCUGUCUGUCCUAAAUGAGACUGUACCCCACCACCUGCUGCUCAAUUCUAGCCACAGCGCCUUCCUGCCCCUUGGACUCAAGGUCACCAUCGUGGGGCUCUACUUGGCUGUGUGCAUCGGGGGGCUGCUGGGGAACUGCCUCGUCAUGUAUGUCAUCCUCAGGCAUACCAAGAUGAAGACAGCUACCAACAUUUAUAUAUUUAAUCUGGCACUGGCUGAUACCUUGGUCUUGCUGACACUGCCCUUCCAGGGCACAGAUAUCCUAUUGGGUUUCUGGCCAUUUGGGAACACACUGUGCAAGACUGUCAUUGCGAUUGAUUACUAUAACAUGUUCACCAGCACUUUCACCCUGACUGCCAUGAGUGUAGACCGCUACGUGGCCAUCUGCCACCCAAUUCGUGCUCUUGAUGUUCGGACGUCCAGCAAAGCCCAGGCUGUUAACGUGGCCAUAUGGGCCCUGGCCUCAGUGGUUGGUGUUCCUGUUGCCGUCAUGGGCUCAGCACAAGUGGAGGAUGAAGAGAUCGAAUGCCUGGUGGAGAUCCCUGCCCCUCAGGACUACUGGGGCCCCGUGUUUGCCAUCUGCAUCUUCCUUUUUUCCUUCAUCAUCCCUGUGUUGAUCAUCUCUGUCUGCUACAGCCUCAUGAUUCGGCGGCUCCGGGGUGUCCGUCUGCUUUCAGGCUCCCGAGAGAAGGACCGGAACCUGCGUCGUAUCACACGGCUGGUGCUGGUGGUGGUGGCUGUGUUUGUGGGCUGCUGGACACCUGUUCAAGUCUUUGUGCUGGUACAAGGACUGGGUGUUCAGCCAGGCAGUGAGACUGCAGUAGCCAUUCUGCGCUUCUGCACAGCCCUGGGCUAUGUCAACAGCUGUCUCAACCCCAUUCUCUAUGCUUUCCUGGAUGAGAACUUCAAGGCUUGCUUUAGAAAGUUCUGUUGUGCUUCAGCCUUGCACCGGGAGAUGCAGGUUUCUGAUCGUGUGCGCAGCAUUGCCAAAGAUGUGGGCCUUGCUUGCAAGACUUCUGAGACAGUACCACGGCCGGCAUGACUAGGCGUGGACCUGCCCAUGGUGCCUGUCAGCCCACAGAGCCCAUCUACACCCAACACGGAACUUACACAGGUCACUGCUCUCUAGGUUGACCCUGAGCCUUGAGCAUCUGGGGCCUUGAAUGGCUUUUCUUUUGGCUCAGGAUGCUUAGAAACCUAGAAGAAGACCUUAUAACACCAUGGGACAGGUCAAAGUGUCAAGGUGGCCUCUUUGACUUCUGUCAGAUUAGGCUUCCCACUCUGGUGUGAGACCAGAGAGGACCAAAGGAUGCUGUAUGGAAAUAUCUAUAACACAGUGGACAUGCCUGGAGAACCUACAUAGGUAUUCAUGCUUCAUGUGACUCUUCUCUGGCCUCUCCCUGCUGCCCUGGCUCUGGGUGGGCUCAGCCUGAGGUAUUUCAGUGACCAUGCAGUCAUACCUUGUAUGCUAUUGCCCUCAGCCUUUAAGUAUUUCUGUAGGACUGCUGAAAAUACUUGGUGUUGCCUGGUGCUGCAGUGGACAGCAUUUUUUUUUAAAUUGAGACUGGCCCUAAGCUUGGAGCUGCCUUGGAUCAUUUUCUGGUUCUAGCUCCACAGAUUCAGCCUGAUUACCUGAGGUGGGUGGGCACCAGUGGUUUCUUGGAGGGCUGCUCUUUGAAGAUUCUUUCUAUACUGUACCAUAAAGUCUGCAAAGGGGACUUGGCACGGCCUCUGUCUCUGCCACUUCCUGUUCUAUCUGACUGUGACUCCAACAUGGGGCACUUUUCCAGCAAGAGUCCAAUAGGGAACAACACCCAGAACUUCCCUAUGGCCCUGCCUCUCCAAAAGCUUUGUGAACUCUUUUACCACAGACUGCUUGGCAAUCCCUAUUUCUAGGUGUGUGGCAAGUAACCAGGAGAAAGCUGCUGUGUGGCCUCUGUAGGCUAUGCACAACAUGGAGGCAGCAUGGUCUUGGGCUGCUUAGUAAGAGCAGAGCAGGAGAAUAGGCUCUGUCCUCAUUCCCCACAGCUCCCUCAGCUCUCUGGAAGUCUCUCUUUGACACCGGAGGGCAGUAGCUGCACUGCUAGAAGCACACUUGUAUCCUGCAAAGGGCAGCUGUCAAGAUGUGUUCUGUUCUGAACCCACAGCGACCACCUGCUUCAUUUAUAUGCCUUAGGGCAUAUUUGAGUAAGGCCUGAGCUUGCUGCCAAAUUGAAAGUUGGCAUCAAAUGAAGAGAUGAUGUGAGAGCUGAAACCCUAAAAUGACUCAUUUGAGACAAUCCACAAGGACCAUCAGAGUUUGGCGGACAUUGGAAGAAGAGUCUAUACCUUUGAGACCUAUUUGACGGUUCAGAGAAUAAGAGGUUUUGUAGAUGCUCUUUCUGUGGAUCAGCUACCAAAAUGCUAGCAACCUCGGAUAGACUUUGGUCUUCCGCUGAGACCUUGGUUAGGUGGCUUCACACAUGCAGAGCCUGGGCUAGUUCCUGUCUCAGAGAGACCUGGCCUUAAUGAUCUUAAUGGGGAGGCCAGGACUCUUUCUGUGACAUUUGGGAAGAAACUAUUCAUUAUUGUGUUUUCUUGCCAAGGUUUAAACUUUGUGAAUUUGUACAUCUUCAUGUAUUUAAGCAUGCAACAAGUGUUAUUUCCAUGCAUGUAGCCAGCCCUGAGCCUGCCUCUGGAAUAAUGAAGGAGUGCCAUAAUAAAUACCUAACCAGUGA
This is a messenger RNA of Myodes glareolus (Bank vole), 3227 nucleotides long. NCBI's taxonomy places the organism in Eukaryota, Metazoa, Chordata, Mammalia, Rodentia, Cricetidae. The record is from RefSeq and is a predicted model, not a curated record.